Molecule: messenger RNA, 1106 nt
Organism: Benincasa hispida (wax gourd)
Lineage: Eukaryota; Viridiplantae; Streptophyta; Magnoliopsida; Cucurbitales; Cucurbitaceae
Product: Ankyrin repeat family protein
Biological process (GO): protein K6-linked ubiquitination
Cellular component (GO): BRCA1-BARD1 complex; BRCA1-A complex
Molecular function (GO): protein binding; ubiquitin-protein transferase activity
Source: RefSeq, a predicted model, not a curated record
ACAAAGUUUUGGUCUCAAAGGUCCAAUGGUUCUUCUUCCUUCUGAGCUGUCAGCUCCUCCAUUUUCACUCUCGGAAGCUUGAAAGGUGAACAACCGUAAAAUGGGAAGGCCUCAAAGAAGGAGCGGAGCCACCGGCGGUGACGAUCAACUUCACGCCGCCGCUAGAAACGGCGACUUGAGUUCCGUCAUUUCAAUUUUGGCAUCUAACCCUUCGUCUGUCAAUUCCAGAGAUAAGCACUCCCGGACUCCACUGCAUUUGGCAGCAUGGUCUGGACAAGCAGAAGUUAUAAAUUAUCUAUGCAAGAACAAGGCCGAUGUUGGUGCUGCUGCCAUGGAUGAUAUGGCUGCAAUACAUUUUGCAUCUCAGAAGGGACAUUUAGAAGUAGUUCGUACUUUGAUCUCAUGUGGUGGAUCGGUUAAAGCUUCUACUCGAAAGGGUAUGACCCCACUGCACUAUGCCGUGCAAUGUUCACAUUUGGAGCUUGUUAAGUACUUAGCAAAGAAAGGUGCAAGCUUGAGUGCUAGAACAAAGGCAGGACAAACCCCUCUUGAUUUGGCUAGCAAUGAAGAAAUCCGCUUGUUCUUGGAAGAACAGGAAAAAACAUCUAAGAAAGGAGAACUCAAAGAUAAAGGGAAAGUUGGGACAACUCAUUCGCAGCCAACAGUGUUGGGAGAAGAUGAGGCACCCACUGCAAAGGCGAACGAAACUGAAAAUGAAGAAGAUUUGGCAGUUGAGCAGCCAAAGAGGCAGAGCAAUGAAGAAGACCAGGGGGACGAACAAUCAAAGAGGAAGAUUGAUGGGGCUGCUGGUGAGGAAGCCUUGCCAAAACCGAAGAAGGCGAAAGUUGCCCUUGGCCAUCUUCUAACAUCGGAUGACACACAAGAGGAUGAUGAAAACUCAUAAAAAUGGCGUCGAGUUGUCUGUGUAACCAACAUUAUUGUAAUAACAUCAACACACCUUAAUCCUUACAGUCCCUUCUCCAUAUGUUUAUUAUUAACUCCAUGAUUUUAGAUAUAGACCUUUGAAAGUAACAUAUUUCUCUUUUGGUCUUGAAGACCUCAUAGACCAUAGUCUAUCCUUCACAUCAAAGAUUUGAUACAUGUUA